AUGUGCAAGGCUGGCUUCGCCGGCGACGACGCGCCGCGCGCGGUCUUCCCCUCCAUCAUCGGCCGGCGCAUGAUCGGAGGGGCCGGCGCCGAGCUAGUGUACGUCGGGGACGAGGCGCAGUCGAGGCGAGGCAUCCUGACGCUCAAGUACCCGAUCGAGCGCGGCAUCGUCACCAACUGGGACAACAUGGAGAAGAUCUGGCACCACACCUUUUACAAUGAGCUGCGCGUGGCACCCGAGGAGCACCCGGUCCUGCUGACCGAGGCGCCGCUCAACCCCAAGGCGAACCGCGAGAAGAUGGCCCAGUUCAUGUUUGAGACCUUCAACGUGCCCGCCAUGUACGUCGCCAUCCCGGCCGUCCUCUCGCUGUACGCGUCGGGCCGCACCACGGGCAUCGUGAUGGACUCGGGCGACGGUGUCUCGCACACCGUGCCUGUCUACGAGCAGAACGUGCUAGCCCACGCCAUCCUGCGGCUCGACCUCGCCGGCCGAGACCUGACCGACUGGAUGGUCACGCUGCUAACCGAGGUUACCGCUCGCUACUCCUUCUUUACCCCUGCAGAGCGCGAGAUUGCGCGCGACAUCAAGGAGAAGCUGGCAUACGUGGCGCUCGACUUUGACGCCGAGAUGCAGACCGCCGCCUCGUCCUCGGCGCUCGAGAACUCGUACGAGCUACCCGACGGCCAGCUCAUCACGCUCAGUGACCAACGCUUCCGCUGCUGCGAGGCGCUCUUCCAGCCUUCCCUCCUGGGGAUGGCGCGGUCGGCGGGUGUGCACCAGAUGGUUCACGACUCGAUCACCAAGUGCGGCGACGAUCUCCGCAAGGAGUUCUACGCCAACGUCGUCCUCUCGGGCGGCUCGACCAUGUUCGCCGGCUUUGCGGACCGGAUGUCCAAGGAGAUCACCGCACUCGCGCCCGCGUCGAUGAAGGUCAGGAUCAUCGCGCCGCCGGAGCGCAAGUAUUCGGUCUGGAUCGGCGGGGCAAUCCUGGCCUCGCUCUACACCUUCCAGCAGUCGUGGAUGUCGAGGCAGGAGUACGACGAGUCGGGCCCGUCCAUCGUGCACCGCAAGUGCUUUUAA
This is a messenger RNA of Emiliania huxleyi CCMP1516, 1080 nucleotides long. RefSeq names its product putative actin. The coding region runs from base 1 to 1080 and encodes 359 amino acids. The record is from RefSeq and is a predicted model, not a curated record. NCBI's taxonomy places the organism in Eukaryota, Haptophyta, Isochrysidales, Noelaerhabdaceae. The transcript has a single exon.